AUGGGGAAAGCAUCUACAGAAGCUAUGGCUAUGGCUAUGGCUAGAGAUUCGAGGGAAGUGGAAAUUGAUGAUAUACAAAGUUUAAAUCAAACACUCGCUAUACCGAAAGAUUCUCAUACGAAUAAGGUUACGAAUACAUCACAAACGGCACGGAGAACAUUUGGUUCUGGUUCUGGUUCUUUUUUCGCUAUUCAUUCACCGAUUACUUCGAGACCUCUCAAAUCACUCCUUCCAUCUCGUGAUUUUGAAGAGAGGGAGAAAACUUUUCCGAGGAGUAUGAGGGGAAGUUUUUUCAACGCCCAUUCUUCUCGUGAAGAAAUGAAUAAGAAACCUACAACUCCUAAAUCCCUUAAGAGUUUCACCGAUAAUAAAAGAACCCAUCGAAUAUCCCACUUACUCUCGAAUUCGCCCAUUCUUGCCCUUCUCCCUCCACUCAACUUCAUAACCAUCCACUACGCCUAUUUCAUCACCACUCUCCUCAUCACCAGUGUAAUUUUCUGGGGAUUUUCCAAUCCUGGAAAAUCUAUAUCGUAUGUCGAUUCAUUAUUUAUGGUUACGUCGGCGAUGACGGAGGCGGGUCUUAAUACGGUGGAUUUAAGUACGAUGACGACGUUUCAACAGGUGGUGUUGUGGUUGUUGAUUGUGGUGGGGAGUGCGAUUUGGGUUAGUGUGGCGACGGUGAGGAUGAGGAAGAGGGCUUUUGAGGUGAGGUUUGGGGAGGUGGUGGGGAGGGGGAAGAGGGAGAGGGAAAAGAGGAGGGGGAGGGGGAGGGCGGGAGGAGGGGGUAAGAGUGUGGAUGGUGAGGGGUUGGUGGUAGAGGGGAAAUGGGGAGAUGGGAAUGAGAAUGAGAAUGGAAUUGGUAAUGGGGGUGGGAAUGAGAAUGAGAAUGGAAUUGGCAAUGGGAAUGGGAAUAGCAAUAAAAAUGGGAAUGAGUUGGUAGGGGGCGGUACUUGGAAGUCUCCUUCGAAUGGAAGUGGAGAUAUUCUUGAGAUGAAGGAGGGGUCAAAAACUCAACCGGUUGGCGAAAAGAAUGAUGAUGAUUGUAUGACUGCUAUUUCAGAAGUUUCUCCUCAUGAUGGUGUACCAAAGGAUACAGGAGAUCAUAUUACUUUUGCAUCCGAUGCAUAUCCCGCAAAUGUAAAUGGCCCAGAAAAGGGAAAGGGAAAAGCAAAGGACGUCACAAAUGGAAGUCCAAAGAAUGGAAAUACCACACCAGCUCAAUCAACUACUUUCCAACUUCCCCUUACCACCUCGGAAAAUACCACACUCAAACAUCGACUUCACGAAACCAAUAAUCCUCUCCACUAUUCACAAACCGGUCAACAAGAUCUCGCUCCUCUUCAAUACCCCUCCUACCUAAACUCCAACACUACUGGUCGGAACGCUCAAUUUCAUGGUCUCUCACGUGUCGAGAGAGAACAUCUGGGUGGUGUUGAAUACCGUGCUAUAUCAUUCUUGGCAUGGUUAGUCCCAUUAUAUUUUAUCCUUUGGCAAGUACUCGGGGGAAUUGGUCUUGGUGCUUAUAUGGCUUAUAAUAAGGCUAAUGUGGCUCUUGAGAAUGGAAUUAAUCCAUGGUGGUUGGGAUUGUUUAAUGCAAUCAGUGCGUUUAAUAACUCGGGGAUGAGUUUGUUGGAUUUAAAUAUGAUACCAUUUCAAACCUCAGUCUAUACUCUUUUAACAAUGGGUCUACUUAUCCUCGCCGGUAACACAGCCUACCCCCUUUUCCUCCGUCUAAUCCUCUACACCCUCCUAAAACUCAUCGAUACCUUUCCCAAUUUUCUCUCCCCAUUCCAACACCACAAACCCACCCUCCAAUUCAUCCUCCGCUACCCUCGACGCGUCUACACUAAUCUCUUUCCCUCCCGACCAACAUGGUGGUUACUCUUCAUGGUCAUAACCCUCAACUCCAUCGACUGGAUCGCCUUUGAACUACUCAACAUCGGCAACGCCGCCACACAAAUCAUCGAACCUCGCUACCGAGUUCUCGAUGGACUAUUCCAAGCCAUAGCCGUCCGAUCCGGUGGCUUUUAUAUCAUUAGUAUCCCGUCGUUGAGAAUUGGUUUGCAGUUCUUGUAUGUGGUUAUGAUGUAUAUCAGUGUGUAUCCAGUGGUGAUAACGAUGAGACAUUCGAAUGUGUAUGAAGAGAGGAGUUUGGGUAUUUAUGCGGAUGAUUUGCUGGAGGAUAGGGAGGAGUCGAUGUUUGGGUUAGGGGGGAGGAUGGCGAAGAGGAUAAGGAGGAGCUUUUCGGGGAGGGAUUCUAUGGUGGAUUUUGAGGGGGGUGGGAAUGGGAAUGGGAAUGGAAAUGGAGGUGGAAAAGGAAAUGGAAGGGAUGAAACGACGGGUACACAAUUCAUCCACCACCAACUCCGCACCCAACUCUCCCACGAUCUCUGGUGGCUCACCCUCGCCACCUUCUUGAUCCUCUGCAUCGAAGUGUCGAAUUUCUCGCGCGAUCCCGUUACUUACAGUGUGUUUAACGUUAUUUUUGAGGUUGUCUCUGCGUAUGGUUGUGUGGGGAUUAGUGUUGGGUUGCCGGAUCAGAGUUAUUCUUUUAGUGGGGGGUUGGGGGGUGUUAGUAAAAUGGUACUAGUGGCAGUAAUGGUAAGAGGAAGGCAUAGAGGGUUACCGAGGGCACUGGAUCGAGCGGUGAGGUUACCGGGGUGGGAGGGAGAAGGGCUGGGAGAGGAGGGGGGCCAUGUUGGUGGUUUUGGGGAGGAGGGUGAGGAUCGUGAUUAUGGUCGUGAUGGCGAUGGUGAUGGCGAUGGAAUAGGAAAGAAUAUUGAGGUUAAGGGUCUGGGUCUGGGUCUAGGGAGAGACUCGGGAGAACGGGGAGGUGGUGGCCCGGGACUGAGAAAAAGAAGUUGA
Molecule: messenger RNA, 2865 nt
Organism: Sclerotinia borealis F-4128
Lineage: Eukaryota; Fungi; Ascomycota; Leotiomycetes; Helotiales; Sclerotiniaceae
Source: the annotation of a GenBank genome assembly